Messenger RNA from Achroia grisella, 3250 nucleotides. RefSeq names its product tetraspanin-13 (gene Tsp97E). The coding region runs from base 337 to 1020 and encodes 227 amino acids. Lineage: Eukaryota; Metazoa; Arthropoda; Insecta; Lepidoptera; Pyralidae. The transcript has 6 exons. Gene Ontology annotation, cellular component: membrane. The record is from RefSeq and is a predicted model, not a curated record.
GGAAUUAAUGGAUUUAUUUGUUGCAGACUUGCAUCAAAUUUGUAAUUUCUUUAAAUCUCUGUGUUCCUGUUCCGAUGGUCUUGAAAAUUGUUAUCAAUAAAAUAUUAAUGAAGGCACCUAAUAUUUUUUUAUCAGUUGGAUUCUAAACAUCUGUUUAUUGUGGUCUAUUUUACAUUUCAAUACAUAAAAAUGGACAAUUCUAUAAAGCUGUGACUCUGUGAGAUUUCGGAAAUAAAGAGCAGAUAAAAAGUGGAACACUCGUAUCGUGAAUCCGCUUUUGCAGAUAAAACCAGUACCGUACAGAUAUUUUUGUAUAUUUUUAAUUAACGAAUCAAAAUGUGUGGAGGGUUCACUUGUUCUAAAAAUGCUUUAAUUGCAUUAAAUGUACUGUAUGUGGUGGUAGCAUCUAUCCUGAUCUCAGUGGCAGUAUAUGGACAAGCAUCAUCUGUGGGUGGUAAUCUGCCCAUAGUGGGUGGAAUCCUUGCCUGUGGAGUUUUUCUUAUUUUAAUAUCAUUGUUGGGAUUGGCUGGAGCUGUGAAACAUCAUCAAGUGAUGUUAUUCUUUUACAUGGUGAUUCUAUUUCUUCUUUUCCUGGUUCAGUUUUCUGUUGCGUGUGCUUGUCUUGCUGUCAACUCUGACCAACAGGAAACAAUUGCUCAACAGGGUUGGAAAAAAGUGAACAAGGAUGUAAAGGAACAGGUUCAAGAAAGAUUCCAGUGUUGUGGCUUCCAAUCCAGUAUACAACCAGUGAAUAGCACUGAUGAUAAUCCUUCUUGUGAACUUGUUCAUAAAAUAUGUUGUAAUAAUAUGCACAACGUCCCUAACUGCAAAUGUGAGCCUUGUAUGGAAAAACUAAAGGAAACUAUUGAUAAUGCAUUCAAACUGUGUGGUGGGAUUGGAUUAUUCUUCAGUUUCACGGAGUUAUUCGCAGUCUGGCUUGCUCGGCGUUACCGCAACCAGCCGGACCCUAACUACAAGGAGCCACAUGCUGUAUUCCCUAGGCAAAAUUACCUUUACUGAGUGUCAUUCCCUGUAUUCCAAUUAGUUAACUGCGUGUAAUGAUUUCCUGUGAUUCUCUUGACUGAUGUACUCUAUUAUGUACACGUGUUUAUGUAUUUAUUAGCUAUUUCGAAAUGGAGUCAUGAACUAUUCCUAUAAUAUGAAUCAAACUAAAUAUCAUAAAACCAUCAGUCUAGUUUAAUUUUAUGGGGAAACUUAACUAAUCAUGACAAAAAUGCUAUAGACUGGUUUCAUCGUCUUUGAUAAAAAAAAAAGAGUUACAGAACAAAAAAGUACGUAGAUAGUGUCGUAAGUUAAAAUAUAAUAUGAGCGAUAUAAUAGGAACGCAGUUUUGUUUCGUUUCGGACGUAUUCUAUAAAUGUAUUGUAUUGGUUGGUUUAGGAAUAGUAUUAUAUCAAUACAUAAAUAUUUGCUCAAUUUCUUCACUGAUUCAUGGAAUUGUAAAAAUAGCAUCAUUCUUGUAAAUAUUAUGUCUAUACUUGCACAAUUUCAUCAAGUGACACCUUGGUAAUAUAUUUUAUUAUUUAGAAGUACAUUACGUUACUGAAUAUAGGAUGUAAAAACUUGAAUACCAUUGACGAUUUAAUUUUAAUAAAAUAUAGGAAAAUAUUGUACUCAGUUUAGAAAUCAUCAAAUGAGAAUAUUUUUGGAACACGAUUCUUAAAAUAAUAUUUUAUAGUGUAAUUUGAUCACCGUUACGUAUUAUAAGAUCAAAUUUAUCAAAUAUUUGUCAGGUUUACAAAUAAUUACGUUACAGUAAAAAAUUAUUUACAAUCAUAAGUAGUUCCAAGUGUGUUAUUUUCAUUUAAGUAUAUCUAUUGCCAAUGAAAACAGGAAAUCUGAUUAAGUUAAUAUUAACAAGUAAUUAUAUGAGGCUCGAUUUAUCGUGAUUUUUAGUGAAUAUUUAGAAACAAUUAAUUAGUGUGCUCGUUACUUUUAUUCUAUCGCGAUAUCCAUUAUGAGGUAUUGUAAGUAAUUUGAGGACCUAUUUCACUGGAUCUCAGUGCUUUUUUUCUUAAUACUAUACAAUUUAACUAUUGCAUAUUCUUGCGAGUCAAAUGAGAUGUUGUACGUUCAUCUACUAGUCAGUAGUAUAAUUAUUUUAGCAUAAUAUUGCUUUAAACGCUCCUUUACUUAGCAUUAUAUCCUGGGUAUCUUCCAUGUAUGUUAGUAAAAAUCUAUCAUUAGCCAUUGGUAUGUAAUGCAUUAUUGUGAGCUGUGUGUUUCUAUAUAGUAUUUUUUUUAUCCAGAUAAUAUCGACAUAGAACUAACUGGUCAAAACUGAAUUUAAACCUGAAGAACUGAUAACAAGGCUAUUCUAUUCUUUUGAAAUAGAAAUUUGCCUAUUGCCAUAUUGUAUAUGGUAACACGUCUCCACAGCACUUAGGAUAAUGUUGAAAUAAUGAAACGGACAAUUGUAUAAUUUUAUACAUCUAUUUAGAAAAUUGUUUCAGACAUUGAAGACUUUUAUCAUAUAUAGUAAAAGGUGCUUAUUAUUCUAAAGUUAAUUACUUUUGUGAGUUAGCUGAUUUCCUCUUCGCUCGAUUGAAACUUUCUUACACUUGUCAUAAAAUUUGAUGAAAUGAGAUAAGAAAUGAAUUUGUGAAUACAGUGCUCUAGUGACAUUUGUUCAGGAUUAGAAUUAUUUAAGGAAAUAAUUUUAAUUUGUAAUUUGAUACAUAGUUGUAGGUUUAUUUUACACACUAAUGACGUGCUUCAAAUUUUAGCUUUAAUAUUAUUUUUUCUACAACUAUAUACCUACAAUUUAUUACUUGGUAAAAAAUCCUUAAUGGAUAUUUACCAAGUAAUAAAUUGUAUCAAAUUAAAUAAAUUGAAUCAUAUUUUAGAUAAUGUUUCUGUUUAUUCUUAUAUAUUAAACUAUUAAAUUUAACCGUUCCUAAAGUACAUUUAUGUUACAAUAUAAUUUAUUGAGAACCUACCUGCAAACGCAUCCUUAAAUGAUUUCUUUUUAUAUUACAUAAUAUUAAUUAAUUUAAAGGUACAAAAAGAUAUAUAAUAAUUUACAAACUCACUGUUAGCUAUGUAAUAAAAUAUUGAUGAAAUUAAACUAUUCUUAAUAAUUGUAAUGUAAUCAUAUCAACUGCUGUAGAUAAGGUCUUCAAUCUUUACCAUUAUGACAUAUAUAUACUUAGUUUUUUUCUCACAAUGUACAGUGUACCUGUUGAUGUUCAUGCUAUUUACUUCUGAAAUAAAGUGUGUAAGCAUUGAA